Molecule: messenger RNA, 510 nt
Organism: Plasmodium knowlesi strain H
Lineage: Eukaryota; Apicomplexa; Aconoidasida; Haemosporida; Plasmodiidae
Product: conserved Plasmodium protein, unknown function
Exons: 2
Coding region: 1-510 (169 amino acids)
Source: RefSeq, a predicted model, not a curated record
AUGUUUAGAGGAUGCGGAAUUAUGAGACGAAUGGGCACCACGGGGGGGAGUUAUUCCCGUGGGACUGAGGGGAAUUCCCUCUUCAAUGAAGAAUCUCUGAAAAAGGCAUUCGUAAGGAUAUCCAUCGGAUCUCCAUCCCCGUCGUCAGCAUCGAUGCCAUCUCCCUCAUCAUCAGUGGCCCCACCGAGAGCAAAAAUAAAUUCUGUUCUGAACUUUUUGUUAAGUUCCAAGAUCUUGCAUACCAAAUGGACCAAGUUAGGAAUAAUUGAUGAACUAUACAAACGGAGAGUUGACAACAAGCUUUCAUUCCAUUUGAACGUUCUGUAUGGGUUGGGUUCCAAGGGGUUGCACUUAAGGAGGAAGGGGAUCAUAUCGCCGGUGCUGUUUCAGCCGCUCGUGGAUUACAACCAGUUUGUUUACAUUGUGCAGGUGAUGAAAAUUGCAGAUAAGGAGAGACAAGCCGGAACGCAGGAGCAGGCCGAUUUCAUUCGGAGCUUCUUCAGAGGGUAG